UACAUGUUUGACAAUUGACCCAGAAAAUCGAUUAAGUCCCCAUAUCAAGUUAAACGUCCCACAAGUAUUCAUUCCAGUUGAACAAUGACAAGACUGGGGAUCUCCUCGCAGAUUAUUUGGAUUUACAUGUUCUUCCAUUGGAAUGGCAGCAUAUCAGCUCAAAGUGAUGGCCUUCAAUGCUAUGAAUGUGGAGAGGAUUCGAGUUUUGGAUCGUGUGCGGAUUUUUCGACGUCAGACAAAUAUGUGACCGGGUGUCCAAGCCAAUAUCAGAGCUGCUUGACCACUGUCGGUUCUUUCGGAGAUUUUGAAGUACGCUCAAAGAAAUGUGGGAUUGGAGCCGCUACAAAUGCUUGUAGCUCCAUGGAGAUUGGGGGAGCUAUGGCCACGGUUUGCAGUUGCGAAGGCUCUUUAUGCAACCUAUCGAAUCCUGUGAUCAGCAGCAAACUUCUCAUGACAAUACCUCUCAUUCUAUAUGCCACUUCUUACUGCAGUCACAUUUAUUCGUAAAAGGAAUCAUGAAUGAGACAAAAAAUACCACUGUCAAAAAUGGAAUGAACAUUCUUUCACGAAAUAUUUUACAAAGCUUCACGCAACCUUUCAAAUAUGACAAGUGUUGGAGCUAGGGAUCCUGGAUGUCAGUCGAAGAGCUAAUGAAUCUUGGUAUGUGGUUCGAAUUUUUCUUUAAAAAAACGCCAAUUAGUUUCUUCAUUAAUCAAUUUACUCAAGCCGAGUUGUUUCACUUGAAGUCGUUGAUUAACGUUACAGAAAUGACAUUCGUUGACGAAAGGGGAAAACG
This is a messenger RNA of Tigriopus californicus, 796 nucleotides long. RefSeq lists its product as uncharacterized. The record is from RefSeq and is a predicted model, not a curated record. Lineage: Eukaryota; Metazoa; Arthropoda; Copepoda; Harpacticoida; Harpacticidae. The coding region runs from base 85 to 507 and encodes 140 amino acids. The transcript is spliced from 3 exons. Gene Ontology annotation, biological process: regulation of synaptic transmission, cholinergic; sleep; positive regulation of voltage-gated potassium channel activity.